Messenger RNA from Lactuca virosa, 2318 nucleotides. NCBI's taxonomy places the organism in Eukaryota, Viridiplantae, Streptophyta, Magnoliopsida, Asterales, Asteraceae. The record is from the annotation of a GenBank genome assembly.
GACUGAUUUGGUUCGCAAAGUCUAAAACCAUUGAGAAAAAAGUGACCCUCUCACCGAUCCAACAUACAAACAAACAAACAAAGUCAUUUGCCUUAAAAUUUCCCCUUUUUUUCCUCAGCAAUCGCCGUUAGAUCCAAAUCCUUCCGCCGGCGAUCACGAUGUGGCCCGCCGUCCGAUCCUCCCCCUCCUCUUAUCUCGCCGCUGCCCUUCUCAUCUCUUCAUUUCUCUUUAUCUCUUCACCGGUGUUCGCUUCCGAGUAUGAUCACAAGUAUCAACCAGAUGAACCAAUUACCCUUUGGGUGAAUAAAGUCGGGCCUUACAAUAAUCCACAAGAAACAUACAACUAUUACAGCCUUCCAUUUUGUGGUCGCCCUGUUACUCCUGCGCAUAAGUGGGGUGGUUUAGGUGAAGUAUUGGGUGGAAAUGAGCUUAUUGAUAGCCAAUUUGAAAUCAAGUUCCAAAAGAAUGUGGAGAAGAGUACAAUUUGUGAGCUGAAACUCGAUGAAGCAAAUGUUAAGCACUUUAAGGAAGCUAUUGACAAUAACUAUUGGUUUGAGUUUUUCAUGGAUGAUCUUCCAUUAUGGGGAUUUGUUGGCGAGCUACAUUCUGAUAGGAACAGCGAUAACAAGCAUAUGAUAUUCACACAUAAGAAUAUCACUCUACAAUACAACAAAGAUCAGAUCAUUCAUGUCAAUCUCACUCAAGAGAACCCAAAACCCUUGGAAGUUGGGAAGACACUAAACAUGACUUACUCAGUCAAAUGGACAGAAACCAACAUCACAUUUGCACGCCGAUUUGAUGUUUACUUGGAUUACCACUUUUUUGAGCAUCAGAUUCAUUGGUUUUCCAUAUUCAAUUCAUUCAUGAUGGUUAUCUUCCUGACUGGAUUGGUUUCCAUGAUUCUGAUGCGGACUCUUAGAAAUGACUAUGCAAAGUAUGCUCGGGAAGAUGAUGAUCUGGAGAGUCUGGAAAGAGAUGUAAGUGAGGAAUCCGGUUGGAAGCUUGUGCAUGGAGAUGUUUUCCGGCCACCUCGCAAUUUGGUUUUGUUGUCAGCAGUUGUUGGAACUGGUGCUCAAUUGGCACUAUUGAUUCUUCUUGUUAUCUUGUUUGCAAUUGUUGCAACAUUAUAUAUUGGGAGAGGAGCAAUUGUGACAACAUUUAUAGUUUGCUAUGCUCUCACAUCAUUUGUCUCUGGAUACGUCAGUGGUGGCAUGUAUUCGCGCCACGGUGGGAAGAAUUGGAUAAAAUCAAUGAUCCUAACUGCAUCACUUUUCCCAUUGUUAUGCUUUGGAAUCGGGUUCGUCUUAAACACGAUUGCUAUAUUUUACGGGUCUCUAGCCGCAAUCCCAUUCGGCACAAUGGUGGUGGUUUUCGUCAUUUGGGCUUUCAUCUCUUUCCCACUCGCUCUUCUCGGCACAGUCGUGGGAAGGAACUGGAGCGGGGCCCCAAACAACCCGUGUCGCGUUAAAACCAUCCCCCGCCCGAUUCCCGACAAAAAAUGGUACCUCACACCGUCAGUAGUCUCAAUAAUGGGAGGGCUCCUACCCUUUGGCAGCAUUUUCAUCGAAAUGUACUUUGUCUUCACAUCCUUCUGGAAUUACAAGGUGUACUAUGUUUAUGGGUUUAUGCUGCUUGUGUUCAUCAUUCUUGUGAUUGUGACUGUUUGUGUGACGAUUGUGGGAACGUAUUUUCUGCUGAAUGCGGAGAAUUACCACUGGCAAUGGACUUCGUUCUUUUCAGCAGCCUCUACGGCUAUUUACGUCUACUUGUAUUCCAUAUAUUACUACUCUGUCAAGACUAAGAUGUCGGGAUUCUUCCAAACCAGCUUCUACUUUGGAUACACGGCCAUGUUCUGUCUCGGUUUAGGAAUCCUCUGUGGAGCGGUUGGGUAUUUGGGGUCGAAUCUGUUUGUGAGACGGAUCUACCGAAAUAUCAAGUGCGAUUGAUUGAUUGAUUGAUGGAAGAAAGAUUCCCCGGUUUUGUAGUUUAAUAUGUGGAUACCAAAUCAAGGGUCUAAAUGGGGGUUUAUUAUAUAUAUAUAUAUAUGUAAGCUAUGCUUUGAGGAAAAUUAGUGUCAUGGGAAGGAAAGGAAUGUAGAAAAAUGCAAUGGAAUGGGAAGGUAUUGUUUUCUUAUUAUCAAGAGAAAGGGGGACGGUGUGGGGGUAGCAUGGUUUGAGUUGAAGAUUGUUGAACAAGUUGUUAUAUACAUGUUCUAGUGUAUUCUUCUUAUUGAUAGGCGAUUUCAAAAAAUAAACGCUUUUAACUCUUUUUAAAUUUUUUUUUAAUCAUCACAUUAUUCCUUGUUUUAGGGAUAUUUA